GAGUAUGUUAUUUCCUCUUAAAUUUCCUUCCUAAUGAAGAGGGAUUUUUGCCACCUUACUAGCGAGACAGUUCCUUUUUCUGAAUAUGAAAUUGCAGCAAAUGACAUCGAAGAAGACUACAAUGAUUUCGUUCUCGGUGUUCAUUCACAUGUAGAGGUAGAAAAAAAAUCGUCAUGCGGGCAACGUUUACCAGAGCUUACACCCCUAAUGGCUAACUCAUAUCCUACACAUCAUUGGCCUUGGCACGCUGCUAUCUAUUACAAUAAUAAAGAUUACCAUCCAUUUCCUUUUUAUCGAUGUGGAGGUACGGUCAUCAAUUCAAAUACAGUUCUUACAGCAGCACACUGUGUCUCUCGUUUUAACGAGCCAAUGCAAUCGAAUGAAUUCCUAGUGUCUUUGGGGCGAUUAAAUUUGGAUGUUGAUGAGAGUAGUGGACAGAACUUUACUGUCGCCGAAGUCAUAAUUCAUCCCGACUUUGAAUACUUUGAUAAGAACAACGACAUAGCAAUUCUUCGACUUUCUACUCACGCUACAUUCAACAAUUACGUGCAACCAAUUUGCAUGUGGCCGUCGAAUAAAAAAAAAUUCUCCGAAAUUGUUGACAGAGCUGGUACAGUAGUGGGAUGGGGAAAAAAAGAAACGGGCGAAAUAUCACACAUACUCCAAGAAGCGUCUAUUCCAGUUGUAAGUUUCUUCACCUGUCUUUCAAGCAAUCGUACCUUUUAUGGAAAUUUCUUAACAGAAAAAAAUUACUGUGCUGGUAAUCGAAACGGCAUCAGUGUGAACCCUGGUGACGGUGGCGGGUCAAUGACUUUCGAAGAAGGUGGCAUCUAUUACAUACGAGGAUUAGUGUCGAAAUGUCUAGCUAAUAAUCAAAAUGGAAUGUGCGAUUCGAUGGAGUAUUCCAUUUUCACUGAUGUUGCACAGUAUCUAUCUUGGAUCGAAGAGGUGAUUGCGAAGAGACCGUUCAGUGCGCUACCGAUUUUAACGCGGCGGUUCCUGUUUCUGAAUACGCCAAACACGAAAAAGAAGUCGAUGAUGGCGACAAUACUUUCGUUCGUGUUGUUGGUUCUUCGAACCGAGAGGUAGACCACAUAUCUUAUUGUGGACAGCGUUUACCAGAGCUGGCACCCCUAAUGACAUACUCAAAUCCUACACAUCAUUGGCCUUGGCACACUGCCAUCUAUCAUAACAAAGUCCACGAACCGUUUCCUGUUUAUCAAUGUGG
Molecule: messenger RNA, 1228 nt
Organism: Bradysia coprophila
Lineage: Eukaryota; Metazoa; Arthropoda; Insecta; Diptera; Sciaridae
Product: trypsin-1-like
Biological process (GO): proteolysis
Molecular function (GO): serine-type endopeptidase activity
Source: RefSeq, a predicted model, not a curated record